This is a messenger RNA of Physella acuta, 1647 nucleotides long. RefSeq lists its product as uncharacterized. The record is from RefSeq and is a predicted model, not a curated record. Lineage: Eukaryota; Metazoa; Mollusca; Gastropoda; Physidae.
AUGGCCAACUUCCAACACUGUAAAUACCGGGAAAUUUUUGGCCAACCGAGAAACGACUCAAGCUUAAUUUUCGGUGUGUGGAGUGAGCCUUUUGUAGAGGAGGUCACUCUUGGUCCAGAGGUGGAGUAUAUUUUAGUUGUCUGUGAAAAUAACGCGUCGGAAAUAGUGUCGAAGACGUAUCAUGCUUUGAUUGCAAGGCGUCCGGAAUUUGAAGAAUUGGACAUGCUCAAGUUAAAGAAACGACAGGUUGAAGUUUCGCCCAAGGAAACUCUCAACGUUAUUAUGAUAGGUUUAGAUGGCUUAUCCCGGCACCAGUUCCUGAGAUCGAUGUCAAUGACGCAGUCUUUUUUAAACAAGGGAAAUAACACGUUCGACAUGACGAUGCACACACAAACAGGCACGAACACUUUUCCGAAUUAUGUCCCUUUGUUGACGGGAAGAAGCGAUACUGAGAUUGAACGGUACUGGAACUCAAAAAAACACUACACUGAUGUUUUUGGUUUUGUCUGGAAGGAUUUCAUGGACGCGGGUUACAAGACUUUAUUUUCCGAAGACGUGCCGUCCAUCGGCGGUUUCCAUUUCAUGAAGAAGGGUUUCCUAUCUCCUCCCACGACUUACUACACGCAUCCUAUAUGUUUGGCUAUAGAGCGCGAUGAGAAAAUAUGGAAGGCGGGGAGGUAUUGUAUAGGCAACACUCCGGAAAUUGUAUUUCACUUCAAUUAUAUAGAAAAAAUGUUCGACACUUUUAAAGACGUGCCGUUGUACGCUAUGGCCUUCAUCACAAAACUCACCCACGGGGACAUGACUUUAUCUAAGCGGGUGGACGAACACAUUUUAAACUUUUACACAUCGCUGGAAAAAAAGGGCCAUCUGAACAACACCCUGCUCAUCACAUUCUCCGACCACGGGCCCAGGUGGGGCUCAAUCCGAGCCACGAUGAACGGCAUGGUGGAAAGCCGGGCCCCGUAUCUGUUUCUAACCUUCCCGCAGUGGUUUCUAGACAAGUACCCGGAUGUUGCCGCUAACCUAAAAACCAACACGCGUAGACUUACCUCUCACGUCGACACCCACGCCACGCUGCAGGAUUUAAUCUACUUCAAGGCCACAGGAAACGUUCCCAUCGUCCCAGACAAACUCGGAAUCAGCCUUUUCCGGGAAAUUCCGAAAAAUCGAACCUGCGACGACGCGAAAAUUCCCAUGGAAUUCUGCCUCUGCAACCAAAACCAAAUGAAGAUGGUGUUCCCGAACAGCGCCAUCUUCCAGAAACUCGCAGAACUUCUUUUAAAAUCUAUCAACUCUAAACAUAACUCCAGCUACUGCGUGGAGCUGAGCCUGCACAAAGUUCUUCAAAUCGUGGAGAUCAUGUUACCCUUCGUCGGUCGCGAUGACAAGCGCCUGUAUAAGGUCAAAGUUCAGACGACGCCCGGGGACGCUGUAUAUGAAGGAACCGUCAAGACCCCAAAAGUAGAGGAGUCCAUUCUGUUAGAGUCUUUAGAGAAGAUCGGCAACGGUACGAAGAUUGAAGACGAGGGUAUCAGCAUGGGAAAGACCGUUGAUAGAUUGACGCUGUAUAAAGGACAGGCAGACUGCGAGGUUGAUGCGGCGAGAAAACCGUAUUGUUAUUGUAAAAAUUUAAUAGUUGUGUGA